Molecule: messenger RNA, 918 nt
Organism: Mastomys coucha (southern multimammate mouse)
Lineage: Eukaryota; Metazoa; Chordata; Mammalia; Rodentia; Muridae
Gene: Armh2
Product: armadillo like helical domain containing 2
Exons: 2
Coding region: 116-817 (233 amino acids)
Source: RefSeq, a predicted model, not a curated record
UUCUUUUUGUUCUACCAUGUUGCCAGGCAGUGCCCUACAUUCCGUUCUAUCUCCAGUGCCACUGAGUGAACUCCAGCUUGGCCUAUGCAUAGGAGCACCAAUGGCCCCCUAGAGUAUGGGUAUUUGUGGAUGGAUUUGCGGGAUUUGCAGGAUUUGCAGUUGGACAUGUAAGCUCUUCAGUGCUCUGUGUGCAAGGCUCAAUCGUUUCUGGAAUGAUAAGGUGAAGAGCCGUUUUAUUGCUACGCCACGAGAGGAAGAGAAGCCAACAACCGAGUACAUUUUUCACAAAGAAAAAAUUCUGGAACUUGGCAACAUCCUGACGAAUACAAAACUAUCCCUGGAUAAGAGAGCUCAAGCUGCCAAGAAAAUCGGACUACUGUCUUUCACAGGAGGCAUGAGUGCUGCCCAGUUCGCCAGCGAGUAUAUGACAAACGUUGCUUCCUUGCUGAAGGAAAAGGCGAUGUCAUUCAAGACAAAGAUCAUGCUGCUCCAGAGUGUGGCAUGUUGGUGCUACUUAAACCCUGAAAGCCAGAAGAAGGCCAGUCAACUGAAGCUUAUUCCUAUAUUUGUUGAUUUCUUCGAGGAACCUUUCAAACCUAAAAACAGGAAGGAGAGCAGCAGCCACCGCCUCUUCCAGUUUUGGAUCUGCUAUGCCCUCACAGCUGUAACCUGUAAUAACUUAGCUAUCACGAGGGAGCUGAGAUCCUACAGAUCUCUAAAAUACCACCUACAGAUCUUGGCUAUGGAGAACUGGUCUGGGUGGUCUGAAAAUUUUGCCGAGGUCUUAUAUUUCCUAAUAGGUUUUCACAGGAACUAAUUUUUUUUAAUUUUAUGUCCAGUUCCAUGAUUCAACUAUCCUUAUGCUAUUGCAUGACCCCAGAAACCUGAAGUAAAGAAUAAAGUCCAUGGGUUAUUCUA